AUGCCAGCAGCCGCCUCCGAGGGUUUUGCCGUCCCUCGCCGCUUGAGAUUCCUCGGUUCGCCGCUGGAAUGUAGAUCCAGGGAACAGCCACAUCAAGAAUGGACGGGUGCUGGCCGGCGGCCAUGAACAGGGGACUCGCCCUCUUCUUUCUGACCUUAUCUUCCCCGAGGAGCCCGCCAGGGUUAAAAAGCCAAGGAGCUUUUACCAGAUAACCCCUCCCUGAAAAGGAUUACGCACCAAAACCCCCCACAUUUCCUAAUCAAGGACUUAAUUACCCACGUAAAGUUAAUACUAUUGUCUAUAUUCGGCUCCCCUGGGCCCCACAAAUAUGGUCCUUGCACGUGUCAGAGGGGCUCACGGACUUUCAUCGCGGGUUAUCGUAACCGCGGUUCCCCGAGACGCAAACAUCGUUUGCCGGACCGGGGGGGGGGGGUUGGGGGGUUCUCUUUCCCGCCCCGUCGGGGGAAAACGGACGGGGCCUCACGGCGUCAGAGGGUGACGGCACUCAGCAGGAGUGAAUGGAUUGACCCGUGGUUGAGUGGGGACGGCGUUCGUAGACUUGGGGGGGGGGCUCGUUCUUGUCUCUGGCAUCUGAGGCUUGCUGCUUGCUGGUGCUCCCGCUGCUGCUGGUGCUCCCGCUGCUGAGAAGGGGGAAGGGAACAAAAAAGGGUGGUGGUGGUGUGGGGGGAGGGAGUAUACAGCCAACAAAAGGGAAGCUGUUUUGGGGAUGAGGAGAGAAGGCGAGGGAUAAAGCGAGGGGGACUGCUGCGGCAGCGGACGGCGGCGUCUACUGCACAAUUCUAGGGCUUGUCUCGAGUUGGGAGGGGUAAUCGGCGGCGGAGUUGCUGCGGAGUGAUUAGGGCUUUGGUUCGGCUUAUCGGGCCCUGCCUGGGAGGAUUAAUCUCGGAGGUGGUUUGUUUGGUGUGGAGGAUUACGCGGAUCGGGCCUGGAUGAGAGAUCUGAAGUGAGGUUUUGGGGGGUGCUCUGUGGGAUGUCUUCUUCCGAGACUUCUGUCCAGGUGAAUUGCGGAAAUGGGAAGGUGGAUAGUCUGUCUUCCACCAGUAGCGAGCUCAAGGAUGGGGGAACUGCCAGGAACGCGUCCCUCGAGUCCAACCGGGUCUUCUCAGGUGCUCCGGUGCUCGGAAAUAGUGCGUUCCUGGUCGAGAUGAGAUGAUCUGGUCAUCUGUUUCGACUAGUCCUCUCCUUCACAGUACUCACUUCCUUUUUCCCUUUUGCUUCAUAAGAUGUGGAGGACGCUUUGUAUACUGAGCUUUGGCAUGCAUGCGCCGGUCCUCUGGUGACGGUUCCCCGUCAGAAUGAGAGGGUUUUCUAUUUCCCUCAAGGGCACAUCGAGCAAGUAAUUUCCUCUGUACUUUAGUUGUUAUUCCGUUCGUCUGUAAUUUUCGAUGUCCCGAUGUGUUUGCUGGACUUGGGUUCUCUGUCCCUUCUACUUUUCUCUUACGAGGGCUAAAUUCAUGUGUUCUAUGUGAAAUAACUUGGACCUGUGCGUGCGUUGAGACUUAACUUUUGGACUAUCAUCGUUGUUUAGGUGGAGGCAUCCACGAAUCAGGUUUGCGACCACAAGAUGCCACUGUACGACCACCUGCCAUCUAAGAUCCUCUGCCGUGUUAUGAACGUUGAGUUGAAGGUGCUUCCCCUGCAUAGCCGUUUUCCGAUAUGAAAAAAAAGAAUUUUCGGUACCUUUUUUUUCCUUCAGGCGCUGAUGGUGAGUUUUUGUGCGCUAAUAGGCGGAAUCCGACACAGACGAGGUUUUUGCCCAGGUGACCUUGCUCCCGGAGACCAACGUAUGCGCUCCUAUCCCGUUGAUCUAGUAAGAAAAGGGCAGCAUAUGAGUAUGCGCUUACAUGAUAUUGGUGUGUGCGUCUGUCAGCAAGAUGAAAAUGGUGUAGAGAAGGAGUCCUUGCCUCCUUCCCCUCAGCGACCGCACGUGCAUUCCUUCUGCAAGACUUUGACUGCCUCGGAUACGAGCACUCAUGGGGGAUUUUCUGUGCUCCGCAGGCAUGCUGAUGAGUGCCUUCCACCGCUGGUUAGGGCUCUUUAGGAUCCCUUCCUUCUUGCCUUAGUCGUUAUUUCCAGAGGAUCUGACCUUUGAUUUGGUUUGAUUAGGAUAUGGCCAAACAACCUCCAACUCAGGAGCUGGUGGCCAAGGAUUUACAUGGUGCUGAGUGGCGUUUCCGCCACAUUUUCCGCGGUAAUUACAACCUCCCUCUUUCAGUCCGGACUAUUGCCAUCUAAUCCAGCCGGUAACAAUGUUCAAACCAACAGCCUUGAAUGUAGUCCUGAGUUUUUUAGUUUAUCAUAUCAACACUUAUCUUGUGAGGGAAAGCUUUUCUGCCAUCUGAAUUAUCUUAUUUAUUUUAGAAGAAAACCGGGUGAUUUUUCGGAUAUUUGCACUCGAUUCACUUGGAAGAUGUUUCACUUGCUUUUAGUUUCGUGAUUGAAGGUGCCAUUUUUCGCGUUUCUAAGUAGUACACCAAUGGUUCAGCAUAGUUGUAGCAAGUUUUUUUAUUUUUUUGUUUAUUAUUCGUUGACUGGUAGACAAGAAACAUUUCCACGUGCACCUGUCGGUUGUAGCCUAAUUAAACACUUCCUGAAACUGCAGGCCAGCCACGUCGACAUUUACUUCAAAGUGGCUGGAGUGUCUUCGUGAGCUCAAAAAGACUUGUAGCCGGCGAUGCUUUUAUUUUCCUUAGGUCUGUGGAACUUUUGCUUGCUGCUGGGCUACUGAACUUCAGUCCCUGUAGCUAACCAUCGAUUAACAUUUAUACCCCAGAGGAGAAAAUAAUGAACUUCGCGUUGGAGUGAGGCGAGCCAUGAGACAGCAGCAAAAUGUUCCAGCUUCAGUCAUAUCGAGCCACAGCAUGCACCUUGGCAUAGUCGCAACAGCAUGGCAUGCUGUUUCAACGGAAACGAUGUUCACUGUUUUUUAUAAGCCCAGGUGAGUGAAGUUGUUGUGACAUCGAAUUAAUAAAAGAUACUAUAAGUCUUUCCAAGUCUUCAAAGUGAUUUUCUCUGGAUGUGGUAUCUGUUGGUUAUAUUUAUCAUAAUCUUGUGUUUGAGCGUAUUAAUUUUGUUUUUAAUUCUGCAUUCAACUUCGCCUACAGGACAAGUCCGUCUGAAUUCAUCGUUUCAUAUGAUCAAUAUAUGGAGUCUCUAAAGGCCAACCGCUCGAUAGGAACGAGGUUCAAAAUGAGAUUUGAAGGUGAAGAGUCUCCUGAACAGAGGUAUGACUCGGAGCAGUAGUUAUUGCCAACUCAUGAAGUUCUUCUCCGCUCUAGACACUUUAUGGAAAUUGAGUCAGAUAGGAGAAUAACAGGUUUUCGUCGUCCUUCAACCUAUCUGUCAUUGUUUUCGUAGGUUUACAGGAACUAUUAUUUCCAUGGGAGAUAUUGAUCAAAAUAGGUGGUCCGGAUCGAAAUGGAGAUGUCUUAAGGUUCUGUCUCGCAAUAAUCGCUGUCAAAUUUCUGAUUUAUAGAACACUGCUAAUUUUUUUAAACCUUAUUUCAGGUGAGAUGGGAUGAAACGUCUUCCGUACGGCGCCCUGAGAGGGUUUCACCAUGGGAGAUAGAACCUGCCAUGGCUUCACUUCCUUUGAAUCCCCACCCAGUUUCUCGAAAUAAAAGGCCCCGAUCAACUGUGGUGCCCUCGUCAUCUGAUUCUUCUGUCCUUACCAGAGAAGGUAUUUCUUUAAUACAUUGUGGGGUCAACAGAGUGUAAUAUUAUCAUGUCUUUGCAACAACUUGCUUUUUUCUGGUGACAUUUUAGGACAAUGUAAGAUCACAGCAGACCAUCCCCAUACACACGAAGCUCCAAUGGUCUUGCAAGGCCAAGAUAACAAGGCGCUGCAAAGCAACCUUUCUGAAAAUAAUGAUGCAGCUGCUGCUCAAAGGCCUGUUGUGUGGUCUGCAUUGCAUGAUGAGAGAAAUGACGGCGCUGAAAAUCGGAGACUUGGUGGCUGGAUGUCUGUGAUGAGGCACGAUCCUCCUUGUAGUGAUAUGGUCUCAGGCAUGCAGAUUCCCCCAGAAUCGCAUGCAAUUCGCUCUCAGGCCUUCAACCAAAGCCCAGGAGAUGGAAGUCCCUCCAAAAAUCAUUUUAAAGAGACAGAAGGCAAAUUAAAUAUGCUCACAGUCUCGUGGUCUGGCUCGAUGAUCAGUGGGCAUGCUAAUGAGGUUGCCUGCCAGAAUGCGAGACACAUGAAAUUCAGAGGGAUGGCCGAUUUCUCGUCGCACCGAAGUCCUGGGUCUGAAUGGCGGUGUUCAAACCUGCCGCUUUCACCCAGACUGACGAAUAUCCAACGAUCCGGCGCACCAAAGGAGAUUGUGAAACCCCAAACUAGUCAAAGCUUUAAGAUCUUCGGCAUCAAUCUCAACGCCAGUGCAGCAGUAGCAUGUGAGACAGGAGGUUCACAUACUAAUCCACCUCAUGAGCCAGAGUCCCAGGCUCAUGCAGCAUCACGGCAUCAAGCUCAGGUUUUGGAUUCUAAGCAUCCAUGUGAGCAGCCUGGGAGUACAAAGCUGGGUAGCGUUCGCGCUGUGUCAUGGCACCAAGCACAGGAUUUAGAAUCUAAACAGUGUGUGCGCACGAGGGCUACAAAGUUAGCCGAGACUGCAGGUGCAACGGAGGAGGAAAAGCAGACUCAACUUUCCAUGCAGCCUCCAAAGAAUGUUCUGAACAAAAGUCAAAGUAGUUUGACGAGGAGCUGCAAAAAGGUACAUUGAGUGUAUGAGUAUUUCAUUCAUUUCACUCUGACCAUCCCUCAUCUCCUCUACUUCUCAAACUGAUCUUGGAAGGGGUUUUGACCUUUUAUUCCUCUCUGUUUCAGGUCCAUAAGCAGGGGAUUGCUUUGGGACGGUCUGUUGACCUCACCAAGUUCCACUGCUAUGACGAGCUGAUUGCAGAGUUGGAUCAGAUGUUUGACUUCGGUGGAGAGUUAAUGGCUCCCAACAAAAACUGGCUGGUUGUGUACACAGAUAACGAGGGAGAUAUGAUGCUCGUGGGUGAUGAUCCAUGGCUGUAAGUGAAGUCGUCAAGCUCUGAUAUUUCUCAUGCUCAUGAAUCUACCUCGGACAGAAGCCACCCAAUGAGGAUUUUUCUGUGUGCGCAGCGAAUUCUGCAGCAUGGUUCGCAAGAUCUUCAUCUACACCCGUGAAGAGGUCCAGAAGAUGAACCCGGGAACCACGCUCGCAAGGGCUGAAGACCCCAGUGCUUCGUCUGACGAAAAGGCAACUCUUGCGGAGGCAGAGCCGUCGGCCGAUCCGUCCACAUGA
Spirodela intermedia is the source of this 5288-nucleotide messenger RNA. NCBI's taxonomy places the organism in Eukaryota, Viridiplantae, Streptophyta, Magnoliopsida, Alismatales, Araceae. The record is from the annotation of a GenBank genome assembly.